AUGCCUCUCGCUUUCAACAUGUCCGAAUCUAUCUUCCUCCCGAAAGGCACCCAGGCGGGUGACGCGGCAGAGAUUAUCCGCAAACCCGAGGACACCCGCCCGUUGAGCCUCAAGAGCACGGACAACAAGACUUGUUCCGGCAUCCUCAACAUCAUGUUGAGGGACGUCGCUACUGCUGGUGUUUCCUCCAUCCAGCGUGGUUUCGUCGCGCAACGCCAGUUGACGCAGAACAUCGUUGACCUCGACUGCGCGGCCCGCGCCUACGGCCACCCGCACCACGCUCGACAUCUUCCUGUCCUAGCCUUCUGGGACAUUGCGGCGGCCUUCCCCAGCCUGCAGCACAGUUGGAUCUGGGCUUCCUUCCGUGCACUGGGGAUGCCCAGCGGGAUUCUCUCCUGCAUCCAGAUGAUCUACCACAUGAAUAUGGCCUUCAUCAUGGGCGUUUUUGCUUUCUUCUUCGAGGGGGGGUCGCUCCAGGGCUGCCCUCUGAGCGGCUUCGUGUACGCCGUCUCCACACACCCUUUCGCCGAACGCAUGAAGCACACAGUGGACUUGCGAGGAUUAGGCACCACGCGAAUCUGCGCCGACGACGUCGGCGCGGCCAUCCUCCACAUGAGCACCCUCCGGGAGUACUCCGCCACCUUCGCCUUCAUGCAGUUUUGCGCAGGCCUCCGCCUGAAGCUCAAGAAAUGCGUACUGAUUCCGCUCUACGCGGCAUUCUCCUGCCACGUGGUUGAGGUGAUACGCGACGCUUUGAUGGCUAUUGUCCCCGGCUGGGUUGAUUUCGGCAUCGUGAAGAUCGCCACCUACCUCGGCUACCCCAUGGGCCCCAACGUCGUUGACGACAUGUGGGGCCCUCCAGUGCAGAAGUGGCAGCCACGCGCCGACGCCAUAGCGCUCGCGAAGGGCUCCGCCACAGUGACGAUCAAGGAGUACAACACCAAAGCGAUCCCCACGUUGUUGUACAUUGCCCAGUUCUCCCUCCCUCCCCGCACGAUCCUCCAAGCUGAGAGCGCCAUCAUCAACAAGCUCUGGCACGUCCCACCGUCCACGUUUACAGUGCGCGGUAUGGCGCACGCCUCGCAGUUUGGAGCGGUCGACGUUACCUCGGCCUCCGUCGCUUGCGUCUCUGCUCUGAUCAGAGCAGCCUGCCUCACCAUCGAUUGGAAGACCCCGCUGGACCUCCUGCGCGGUGCCGACUACGAGGCUGCUCUCGAGCGCCGCGUUGGGAAUUUAGCACGUGAGGAGCCUUGGGCAAAGCAUUGGAAAUCUCCGGCCAUCGCCUGGACCCUCGAGCGUGUUACCACCAAGCAGGCGAUCGGCACCUCCAAACAACUCCACGAGGCAAUGAACGCUGCAAUCAAUGCCGUUCUGUCGUCCUUGGUCAUUGACCCGUCGGGCGCCGUCGGGCUCCGUCGGGCCCCGCCGUCGGGCUCCGCCGCCGGGCGCCGUCGGGCUCUGAUGUCCGGCGCCGUCGGCCUCCGUCGGGCGCUGCACGGCCCAUGCUCGCACAGUCCUCUUCGAGGGCUCUCCUCAGGCUUGCAGCGCACCGCCUACCACACGAUGAAGAAGGUGAUUUUCAACACCCCCCCAGGUGAUGCACUCAAGGCCCGCCUACGUCUCCAUUGGCCCGACGCCGUCGACGACAUCAACAGCAUCGAUUUCACGAACCUCAUGAACAUCAUGAAGAAGAGCCACGCCCAGGCCGUCGUUCACCCGUGCCUGUUCGGAUGCCCCGCCCGGGACGAGUGGACGCACUACGCCGACUGCUUCACGCUCUGGUCCACCGUGCACAGCCUCAUCGGGAAGCGCCCGCCGCCGAAGCGGUUCGAUACGCUCGCCUUGAAUGCCAAGACGGCCGACGAGCUCAAGACAGUUUUCAUCGCAUACGAGACGUACCACAGGAUCAAGCACUCACACCUCGGCGACGCACUCCUGCACUUACAAUUACGGCAGCAUGAUGAACUUAGUGGCCUUACGGAUCGCCUCGCGCACGCAGCAGCGCGCCUCUGUCGCUAG
Molecule: messenger RNA, 2019 nt
Organism: Prorocentrum cordatum
Lineage: Eukaryota; Dinophyceae; Prorocentrales; Prorocentraceae
Source: the annotation of a GenBank genome assembly